This is a messenger RNA of Fraxinus pennsylvanica, 2787 nucleotides long. The record is from the annotation of a GenBank genome assembly. NCBI's taxonomy places the organism in Eukaryota, Viridiplantae, Streptophyta, Magnoliopsida, Lamiales, Oleaceae.
AUGGGUUUUGUUUUGAAAUUUGUUGUUUCAUUUCUCUGCCUCGCUUCAUCAGUUUUAUGCCAAGUUUCAGAGUUCAUCAGUAUAGACUGUGGAGGCACAGGUAAUUACACUGAUCAGACUACAGGCUUGGCAUGGAUUUCAGACACUGGAAUCAUAAGCCAAGGCAAAUCAGUGAAAGUCGAAAAUACGAAUGGUAACUCACCGCAGUAUCAGACGCGAAGAGACUUUCCGAUAGAUAGCAAGAAGUACUGUUACACUCUAAAAACUGAAGAACGAAGGCGAUAUAUUGUCCGAGCAACGUUUCUAUAUGGAAGUUCUGUAACAGGGGGCGUGUACCCAAAAUUUCAGCUUUACCUGGACGCGACGAAGUGGUCAACAGUAACAGUUACAGAAGAUUCGAGGGUGUAUGUUAAAGAAAUGAUCAUUAGAGCGCCCUCUCAAUCUAUCGAUGUGUGCUUGUGUUGUGCAACGACAGGUUCUCCGUUUAUAUCCACUCUUGAGGUGCGGCCUUUAAACCUGUCAAUGUACGCGACUGAUUAUGAAGAUGAUUUUUACUUAAAAGUAGCACAAAGAGUAAAUUUUGGGGCUCCAAGCACAGAUCCCAUAAGGUACCCCGAUGAUCCUUAUGAUCGUAUAUGGGAUUCUGAUCUCGAUCGAAGGCCUAAUUAUCUGGUCGGGGUGGCGCCUGGAACGGAGAGAAUCAACACAACAAAAAACAUAAAUGUAAACACGAGAGAAUAUCCGCCUGUUAAAGUGAUGCAAACUGCAGUUGUUGGCACUAAAGGAAGUCUCAGUUACAGGUUAAAUCUAGAGGAUUUUCCAGCUAAUGCUCGAGCUUAUGCAUACUUUGCCGAGAUUGAAGAUUUGGGAGCAAAUGAAACCCGAAAAUUUAAAAUGGAGCAACCUUACUCGCUUGAUUACAGCAAUGCUGUAGUUAAUAUAGCUGAAAAUGCAAAUGGAAGUUAUACAUUGUAUGAACCGAGCUAUAUGAAUGUAACAUUGGAAUUUGUGCUAUCAUUUGCCUUUGUGAAAACACGGGAUUCUACUAGAGGACCACUACUGAAUGCAAUUGAAAUUAGCCGAUAUGUGCAGACUGGUGCCAAGACAGAUGAACGAGAUGUGAAUAAUCUCAGUGCCCUACACUCUAUGUCUGUAAGUGAUUGGACAGAGGAAGGUGGCGAUCCUUGUAUACCGACAAAUUGGGAAUGGGUGACUUGUAGCACUACUACACCACCAAGAAUUACAAAAAUUGUCCUCUCAGGUAAGAACUUGAAUGGUGCAAUCCCAUCAGAGCUCAAGAACAUGGAAGAAUUGACAGAGUUGUGGUUGGAUGGAAACUCACUCGAUGGUCCAAUCCCCGACAUGAGUAAUCUUGUCAAUUUGAAAAUACUGCAUCUAGAAAACAACAAGCUGACUGGUCCAUUACCCUCGUAUCUUGCUAGCUUGCCAAACUUACAAGAACUGUAUAUACAGAAUAACUCUCUGUCUGGGGAUAUACCUCCAUCACUGUUGACAGGAAAGAUUAUUUUCAAGUAUGAAGGUAAUUCUCAUCUUAGGCAAGGGAACAACCAGAAGACGCGUAACAAAAUAGUACUGGGAACUUCGUUUGGAGUGUUAGCCAUACUUAUUGUUUUAUCUAUCGCAAGCAUACUACUAAUACAUAAUUAUAGGAAAAACACAAAUUCGAAGAGCGAUAGAAAAGGCACUUCUUUGCGAAGCAGCACCAAGCCUUUGACAGGAUACUCACUUGCACGAGGUGGAACUUUAAUGGAAGAAGGUGUAGCAUACUAUAUUCCCGUAGCAGAGAUCCAAGAAGCUACAAAUAAUUUUUCCAGAAAAAUCGGUAAAGGGAGUUUUGGACCGGUUUAUUAUGGAAGAAUGAAGGAUGGAAAGGAAGUAGCAGUAAAAAUCAUGGCCGAUUCAUCUAGUCAUGGGACCAAACAAUUUGUUACUGAGGUUGCUCUUCUAUCAAGAAUCCAUCACAGAAAUUUGGUUCCUCUAAUUGGAUACUGUGAGGAAGAGCAUCAGCGCAUGCUUGUCUAUGAAUAUAUGCAUAAUGGGACCUUACGAGAUCACAUACUAGAUUCUGGCAACCAGAAGAACUUAGACUGGUUAGCACGUCUUCAUAUUGCCGCAGAUGCAGCUAAAGGCUUGGAAUACUUGCACACCGGUUGCAACCCUAGCAUCAUUCACCGAGAUGUGAAAACAAGCAACAUCCUCCUAGAUAUCAAUAUGAGAGCAAAAGUAUCGGAUUUUGGACUGUCAAGGCAAGCUGAAGAAGACUUGACACAUAUAUCAAGUGCGGCGCGAGGAACAGUAGGCUACCUCGACCCAGAGUACUACGCGAAUCAACAAUUGACAGAAAAGAGUGAUGUUUAUAGUUUUGGAGUUGUUCUUUUGGAACUAAUCUCCGGAAGAAAGCCUGUCUCAAUGGAGGAAUAUGGCUCUGAUUGGAGCAUUGUUCACUGGGCAAGGUCAUUGAUUCGUAAAGGAGAUGUGAUUAGCAUUAUCGACCCUAGACUAGCCGGGAGGGUUAAAAUUGAAUCCAUAUGGAGAAUAGCAGAGGUCGCUAUACAAUGCGUUGAACAACACGGCUCCUCUAGGCCAAGGAUGCAGGAAAUUAUAUUGGCAAUACAGGAUGCAAUCAAGAUUGAGAAAGGGACCAAUAAAUUAAGUUCAUCGGGGAGUUCAAAAGCACAAUCUUCGAGGAAAACACUUUUAACGAGCUUCCUUGACAUCGAAAGCCCCGACCUUUCUAAUGGCUCCUUAGUUCCAUCUGCUAGGUAA